Diabrotica virgifera virgifera (western corn rootworm) is the source of this 503-nucleotide messenger RNA. RefSeq lists its product as uncharacterized. The coding region runs from base 88 to 468 and encodes 126 amino acids. Lineage: Eukaryota; Metazoa; Arthropoda; Insecta; Coleoptera; Chrysomelidae. The record is from RefSeq and is a predicted model, not a curated record. The transcript is spliced from 5 exons. Gene Ontology annotation, molecular function: odorant binding.
CUCCGCCUAUGAAGGGGUUUUAACAAUGAAACUGAUAUAAAAUAGGUCGCAAUUGUAACACUUUUGUUUACUAACGUUAUUUCUAAAAUGUUCGUGCUAGUGAAAUUAUUCUCUGUUGUUGCUCUAGUAGCACAUUAUGUAUCAGCAGUAGAGCCAACAGGAGAGCUAGAAAAAUUGGGCAAAGUUUUACAAGGCGCAUGUAGCAGGAGAGUUGGUAUUUCUGAAGAAGAAAUUGAAAAGCUAAAGGCAGGAGUACACACCCGUGACGAAAAAUCCAAGAAAUAUUUGUCGUGCCUCUACGAAAGUAUUAAAGCUCUUACCGUUGAUGGGGACUUACAGUAUGACAUAAUUAAAGAUGUAACUCUAGAAGCAUUAAAACCUACCGCACCAGGACCAGGAGUCCUCAAGGAAUGCUUUGAUAAGCAGACGGCAUCGUCUGAUUUUAUAAGUUGCCUAGGAUUUUUGUGACGAUUUUAUUUUUAUUAAUAAAAUUCAAAAAUGUA